This is a messenger RNA of Notothenia coriiceps (black rockcod), 286 nucleotides long. It is a transcript of the gene cwf19l1, whose product is annotated as CWF19 like cell cycle control factor 1. Gene Ontology annotation, cellular component: post-mRNA release spliceosomal complex. The transcript is spliced from 2 exons. The annotation marks the transcript as partial. Lineage: Eukaryota; Metazoa; Chordata; Actinopteri; Perciformes; Nototheniidae. The record is from RefSeq and is a predicted model, not a curated record. Gene Ontology annotation, biological process: mRNA splicing, via spliceosome. Gene Ontology annotation, molecular function: RNA lariat debranching enzyme activator activity.
CGAAUCAUCUCAAAUGUAACCGAAGCGCAAUAUGUAAAACAUGACCCCUAACCCCCUGCUGUUGUUCUCCUCCUGUGUGUUUCAGGAAGUGAACACCAAGUUCUGUGGCAGCGGUUCUGUUGCUAACCUGGCGGAUCACCUGAAGCCCAGAUACCACUUCGCUGCUCUGGAGGGGGCUCACUACGAGAGGCUGCCCUACAGGAAUCACGUUGUUCUGCAGGAGAACGCUCAGCACGUCAGCCGCUUCAUCGCCUUGGCCAGCGUCAACAACCCCGCCAAGAAGAAG